ACAAGGUCAGCUGCUGGCAGAGCUGGGGGCCUCAGGCUUUCCCAACAUGGCGGCGCCCAGUGGAGACGUGAGCUGCGAGGAUUUCACCGAGUUUCAGGAAAUACUGCGAGUGACGAGGACCAUUGAUGACCGGAUAGUGCAUGAAUUAAACACUACAAUCCCCACCACUUCCUUCGCAGGCAAGAUAGACGCCAGCCAAACCUGCAAACAGCUGUAUGAAUCGUUGCGAGAAGCUCAUGCCAGCCGGGAGAAGGCCAUUAAGGACUGCAUAGCUCAGACGUCGAACGUGAUGCAUAGUCUCCAGGAAGAAAGACUAAAAGGAUCUGAAAAUCUAGCCAUACGUAAACAACUCAGAAAAGAACAAACAAAGUUAAAAUUACUGCAGUCUGAGCUGAACGUGGAGGAAGUUGUGAAUGACAGAAGUUGGAAGAUCUUUAAUGAACGCUGCCGUCUUCACUACAAACCCCCCAAGAACCAAUAAUUCGGGGCACUAAUUAGCCACAGCGGAAGAGCAGAACUCAGCCCCAAAGAGAGAGAGAGAGAGAGAGAGCAACACAAAGGAACUGUAGACCCAGGGAGUUGAAGGAAGCUGUUGAGAUGAAGUGCAUACUUUCAGUGUAGCUGGAAUCUCUGAACAGUGUUUAGAUUCAGAGCCAAGAUCAGAGUUCGUGAUUGACAAAUCGACUUUUUCUAUGAAAUCCUCGAGAAUGUUUUAUAACCAUUAAAUAUCAUUUUCAACA
Molecule: messenger RNA, 740 nt
Organism: Pelobates fuscus (common spadefoot toad)
Lineage: Eukaryota; Metazoa; Chordata; Amphibia; Anura; Pelobatidae
Gene: MIX23
Product: mitochondrial matrix import factor 23
Exons: 5
Coding region: 47-481 (144 amino acids)
Cellular component (GO): mitochondrion; mitochondrial intermembrane space
Source: RefSeq, a predicted model, not a curated record